AUGAAGAAACUUCCAAUGGCUUCUUGUGAAACAUCGUACUGGUCCCAUGUGAUGCUACGGAAUCGAUUACGUUCUUUUGAUGCCGCCAAAACAGAAUCUUGUCGAUGUUGUUCGUUCGGAUUGCUGUUGGAGUUUAAGGACAAAAGAAAAAGAGUAAUCAAAGAUCAGCAAACGAGUCAAUUACGAAGCAAUAAAUAA
Molecule: messenger RNA, 198 nt
Organism: Clunio marinus
Lineage: Eukaryota; Metazoa; Arthropoda; Insecta; Diptera; Chironomidae
Source: the annotation of a GenBank genome assembly